UCCGGAAAGACUCGGUGACCCGGAAGUAAUGUAAGCUAAAGUGAAAAGCUAACACGCUAGCUUCCUUUCGUGUGUUUCCCCCCUACAGAGGGCCGCGAGAGUUUGUCUGUGUGGAAACAGGUUUUAAAUGAAUCUUUAUUCACUGUUUCAGGAUCCUUCACAUUAAACUCGUCACAGGAAGCUCCCACGGUCACACCAAGCUAGCUUAGCUUGUUAGCUUGAAAAGGACGAAGACAGAACACGAGGCUAAAAUAUUAGCAGCUAGCUAGCUAACGGGUGGCAGAAAUCAAGAGUUUAAAAUGUCUAAAGUCCAAAUAAUGAGAGAGUUAGUGAACCAGAGACUGACUGCAGCUGCUGAAGAGAUCUUUGAGCUGUUUGAAAGAACCAUAGCAGAGUACGAGGAGCAACUUAGAGGAUCUAAAGAGGAGCAACACAAACUACUGAACCCGGAAGUCCUCUCACACAGAGCAGAUAACCAGCAGCUGUUGGAGAGGAAAGAAGAGGUUCCCCCUGAGCAGCAAGAGGAGGACCCACCAGGACCACCACACAUUAAAGAGGAACAGGAGGAACUGUGGAUCAGUCAGGAGGGGGACCAGCUUCAGGGACUGGAGGAGGAGGAUAUCAGAGCAGUGACAUUCAACCCUGUUCCUGUGAAGAGUGAAGAAGAUAACCAGCAGCUGUUGGAGAAGAAAGAAGAGGUUCCCCCUGAGCAGCAAGAGGAGGACCCACCAGAACCACCACACAUUAAAAAGGAACAGGAGGAACUGUGGAUCAGUCAGGAGGGGGACCAGCUUCAGGGACUGAAGGAGGAGGAUAUCAGAGCAGGGACAUUCAACCCUGUUCCUGUGAAGAGUGAAGAAGGUAGAAAUCCAACUGAAGAGAACAGAGACACAGAGGCUGGUGGAGAGGACUGUGGAGGAUCAGAACCAGAUGGGAACUUUAAUCCAGACAGUCAGUUACAAUCUGACACUGAUGACAGUUGGGAUUGGGAGGGGCCCGGGGAUCUGAGGUCACGCUUAAACCAAGAAGAAGCUCUAAGUGAUGCUGAGUUUAAAACAUCACUGAGCACCUCUGAAUGUGCGGCAAGCUCUGACCAACAGGAACAACAACAACAACAACAAGACAAGGGAACCCAAACAGAAGAGAAACCAUUCAGCUGCCACAUGUGUGACAAGCGAUACUCGAGUAAGCAAUGUUUACAAAGACACAUGAUGCGUCACUCCACGAAAAAAGGUCUCACCUGCUCGGUUUGUGAUCGAGGUUUCAACGGGAGAGCAGAGUACGUGAGACACAUGAGGACGCACACGGGAGAGAAACCCUUCGGCUGCUCCGUCUGUGGGAAAAGAUUCACGAACCGUGCAACUCUGAGCAGACACUCUGUCGUCCACUCGGGAGAGAAACCGUACAGCUGCAAUGUUUGUGAUCGGAGAUUCGGACAUCCUCAAUAUGUCAAACUACAUAAGUGUGUUAGAAAGAGCAGUGGAAAAUAAUGAGACCCUCAGAUUAAGAGCGAAGUCCAACAUCUGCUGUUUAUAUUGUAAUUUGAAAAGUAAAUGAGUGAACUUCA
Messenger RNA from Notolabrus celidotus (New Zealand spotty), 1567 nucleotides. Its product is annotated as oocyte zinc finger protein XlCOF7.1-like. The record is from RefSeq and is a predicted model, not a curated record. Bases 300 to 1490 code for a protein of 396 amino acids. Gene Ontology annotation, biological process: regulation of transcription by RNA polymerase II. The transcript is spliced from 3 exons. Gene Ontology annotation, molecular function: RNA polymerase II cis-regulatory region sequence-specific DNA binding; DNA-binding transcription factor activity. NCBI's taxonomy places the organism in Eukaryota, Metazoa, Chordata, Actinopteri, Labriformes, Labridae.